AUGCAACAUGCAACCCCGUAUCCAACAGCGAUUCUGAACCUAUUUUACUUGCGCCAGAAUCAAUCGAAGAAUUCGGAACAUGGAUUAUUGAGGAUAAUCCAGGAAGUCACGACAAUACAUUACGACGUGGUCGAGGAGGCAGUGCCGGAGAAAAACUUCACUAUCAGCUGUGAUCAAGCGGUAUCAGCACCUUCGUUGGUGCGAGGAGAGAGAAUUAAAUUUUUCAAACAUUUUGAUGUUAAAAGGGAUUCAAGAACAAGCAAUGAAGGACUGUCGGCGUAAGAAGAAGCAGAAGUCAAUCACAGACUUUUUCCAAGUGCAAAAAAACCGUAUUGUGUUUGAAAUAUUUUAC
Molecule: messenger RNA, 352 nt
Organism: Acanthoscelides obtectus
Lineage: Eukaryota; Metazoa; Arthropoda; Insecta; Coleoptera; Chrysomelidae
Source: the annotation of a GenBank genome assembly